GAAGGCCAGUCAGUGUUAGGGCUUAUAAUGUGAGGCAAUGAGAGACUCAUUGAGAGUCAGCUUUGAAUCACUCACUCAUUGAAUCUCUGGUCGUGUUUUGCAUUGACUGUCAAUACAUAAGUCAACUGUUAUUUGCAUUCAAUUGAAUUGAAUACUAAUUUGAUUGCUAUUUAAGUAUAUCUAUCAAUAGAUUAAUUGCAAUAACAUUACCAAUAAUUGUCUGUUUAAUACAUUGUUUUGAGUUAUUAAUCAUCGUUUCAAUUAAAUAAUGUAUCCAUUAAGAUGUUGUGUAAAGAAGUACGAGUGGGGCCGCAAAGGUAUGGACAGUGCAGUCGCACGAAUGGUCAAGAAUCAGAUCCCAGAGUAUGUGGUCGACGACGACUCACCACACGCUGAGUUAUGGAUGGGAACCCAUCCGUCGGGUCCAACAAUGAUUGUCAGCUCUGAUCCGGAAUUGGACGGCAAAACACUAUUGAAUUUAUUGCAGACAUACCCUGAAUAUGUGGGAACAGUGAAUAUAGUGAACAAAUAUGGAGACAAUUUGCCAUUUCUGUUUAAAGUAUUAUCUGUGGGAACCGCGCUGUCAAUCCAAGCACAUCCAAACAAGAAAUUGGCCGAAGAGUUACAUCGAACUGACCCAUUUCACUAUCCCGAUGCCAAUCAUAAGCCCGAAAUGGCUAUUACAUUAACUGACUUCGAGGCGAUGUGUGGAUUUCGACCACAUGCAGAGAUUGAGGCAUUUUUGGACAACGUUCCCGAAUUUAGGGCUGUUAUCGGCAAUGAGGCGACCACUAACUAUAAGAAUGCAUCCGACAAAAAACAAGGACUCAAACAAUUAUUUGUGACUCUUAUGUCUGCUCCUGAAACUGUGGUCAUACAGAAUCUCGAAGCAUUGGUUCAAAGGUGGUCCAGAGAGGAAACUAUUGAUCCCGAUAAGGAAGCGCUACGACAACUGUUUCUUAAGCUAUACUCUCAGUUUCCCAAUGAUAUCGGGUGUUUUGCCAUUUUUUAUCUCAAUUAUCUUAAGUUAAAGCCAGGAGAAGCCAUUUACUUGGGACAGGAUGAGCCACACGCUUACAUCGUGGGAGAUUGCAUGGAAUGUAUGGCCUGUUCUGAUAACGUGGUUCGCGCAGGACUGACACCCAAAUUCAAAGACGUCAAAACACUGAGCAAUAUGUUGACAUAUAUUAGCAAAUCAGCUAAAGAGCAGAUUUUUGAACCAAAAAUUGUGGAUGAAUUCACUAAAUCAUUUGUAGUACCGGUUCCCGAAUUUGUCGUCGACGAGAUCAGAGUUGAUGAAAGUCAUGUAAGUCUAGCAUUUGAAUACACGGUAACCAAGAAAGAGAGCGGUUCUAUACUGAUAGUGAUUCGAGGAGAGGCCAGUUGUAAUGGCACUCAAUUGACUCCCGGAUACGUGGGAUUCAUUCCUGCAGUCACUGCACUUACUAUUAAUCAACUCAAAUCUCCACUUCUCAUAUAUAGAGCUUAUUGUAGAACUGAUUGAUUGCUUAAAAAUUAGAAUUUGUCUUAAUUUGAAUUUAACUAAUUGUUUAUAAUUAUAAUAAUGCCUUUAAAAGUAAUUAAUACAAA
Oppia nitens is the source of this 1590-nucleotide messenger RNA. RefSeq names its product mannose-6-phosphate isomerase-like (gene Mpi). The transcript is spliced from 4 exons. The record is from RefSeq and is a predicted model, not a curated record. Gene Ontology annotation, molecular function: zinc ion binding; mannose-6-phosphate isomerase activity. Gene Ontology annotation, cellular component: cytosol. Gene Ontology annotation, biological process: carbohydrate metabolic process; GDP-mannose biosynthetic process. Lineage: Eukaryota; Metazoa; Arthropoda; Arachnida; Sarcoptiformes; Oppiidae. The coding region runs from base 269 to 1504 and encodes 411 amino acids.